AUGGACGAUGUACUCAUCGCUCAAUUGCCUCCGCUCAUCCUCAGAUCAGCUUUGAGAGCUUUGGUAUCUCAGGGAAGAGCUUCGCAAGCCAUAUUUGUUGAUCAUGUCCAGAGAAGACUGAGAGCAUCUCCUCCUUCUUUCAUACCUCCUGCAGAGUUGUUCAAUCACGACGCCCCGAAAGCUCCUCAAUUUCUGGCUUCUGUACGGUGCAUGUUCUCCAGCAAAAUCGCUGCUGAAUCUCUUCCGUAUCUCAGUUACUUUUUUACCUCCAUCGCACAAGCUCGCCUUCUCUGGGCAUCAGAAAGCGAGCUAGAAACCAUGCUUAUAAGAGCUUGUGGAGAUGUUGUACAAGCUAUGCAAGCACUCAAGGAAAGCCGACCUUCUAGAACAGAAGAGUUACAAAGCAGGUUGCUAGAACUUCAACGGGCGCUGUUGACAUGCGAUACCUAUAGUCUCGAGAAGGGACUGUCUCGUCCAUUCACUCGGGCACGAGUUCAGGUUACUGACGCUUAUUCUUGGUUUUUCCCGGAUAACGCCUUGCUUGAUAUCCCCGAAUACCAUGUUAGGCCUCAAAUUUCAAAUUGGGUCAAAUCACGUCCCAAUGCAGGAACUAUGGUGACGACCCUAUACACCCCUCUGGGCACUCUGAAAAUACCGAGGUUGUUCAAUGGUCUUUGGCAACUAUCUUCUCCUGCCUGGGGUUCUGCAACGAGUAAACAGCAGAACGCCGCUCUUGGACGACUGGUAGAAGCAGGUCUGGUAGCGACUGAUAUGGCUGACCACUAUGGAGAUGCUGAACUUGUAUAUGGACUAUUUCGUGCAAGUUUGCCACCAGCGGUCGCUACCACGGUCGUUGCUGCUACCAAAUGGUGUAUAUUUCGACAACCUGAGAUCGAUAUAUCACGUCAAUUCGUCAUGGAAGCUGUUCAAGAACGAUCAAGACGGCUUGGAGGACGAAUCGAACUGCUGCAAUUCCAUUGGUAUGAUUAUUCAAACAAGGACUACCUGUUCAUUCUUUCCGAGUUGGUGAAAAUAUCAAGAUCACAUCCAGAGCUCGUUUCAAAUAUUGGUCUUUGUAAUUUUGAUGCUGUGCAUACAGAGGAAGCAUGCCUGCACAUUUUGUCGGAAAUCGGAGAAGUCGGCCUGGUUUCCAAUCAAGUUCAGUACUCGCUGAUAGACAGCCGCCCAUCGAUUCAGUUAGCUGAAGUUUGUAAUAAAUACGAACUCAAAAUCCUGACUUACGGCUCCUUGUGCGGUGGAUUCAUCGCAGAGAAAUGGCUCGGCGUUGAGGCUCCGGAUAUUUACAGUGAAUCGCUGCAGUUGACGCCCUCUCAGAGAAAGUAUUUCGAUAUGAUAACGACAUGGGCAUCUUGGAGUGACUUCCAAAGCUUGCUACAGAGGCUUAAGCACAUAGCAGACAAGCAUCAUGUCGACCUCACAAACGUAGCCACGCGUUGGGUCCUUGAUCGUCCUGCAGUGGCAGUUGUGAUUGUUGGCACCCGCCUUGGUGUGUCAGAGCACAUCGAGUCGAACCUCAAGGUGUUUUCUUUGCAAUUGGACGAAAAUGAUACGAAGAGUCUCAAUAAUCUGGUGUUGAAGCGUGCUGAAAAGGUUUAUAAAAUUAUUGGGGAUUGUGGAAAUGAGUAUAGGUAG
Molecule: messenger RNA, 1653 nt
Organism: Lentinula edodes (shiitake mushroom)
Lineage: Eukaryota; Fungi; Basidiomycota; Agaricomycetes; Agaricales; Omphalotaceae
Product: putative aryl-alcohol dehydrogenase
Exons: 6
Coding region: 1-1653 (550 amino acids)
Source: RefSeq, a predicted model, not a curated record